AUGGCCGACGUAAAGGACCCUAAGAUUGCCGAAGCUUAUGAGAAGAUCAGAACGAACAACGAUGAGACUACAUGGCUACUGUUAGAUUACGAGUCCGAUAAAUCAAACGCUCUAACACUCACAGCGACAGGUACAGGAGAUGUUGAGGAGUUAGCUCAGCAAUUCAAACCUUCAAGAGCAUCCUUCGCUUACGCAAAGGUCAAAUAUGUCAAUGAUGAACAUUCUUUCAGGGAGAAAUUCGUUUUGAUCAUUUGGAUUGGAGAAGAUGUUAAGAUUAUGAGAAGAGCAAAGGUAUCAGUUCAUCUUGCGGAUGUGAAGAACGUUCUGCGAGCAUACUCCAUUGAGGUAUCAGCAUCUACACCAGCUGAUCUUAAACAGGACGACGUUGUUACCCGCCUACGACGUGCAGGAGGGGCCAAUUAUGAUCGAUCAAAAUUCGACUAG
Kwoniella shivajii is the source of this 444-nucleotide messenger RNA. RefSeq lists its product as uncharacterized. The record is from RefSeq and is a predicted model, not a curated record. Gene Ontology annotation, biological process: regulation of actin filament polymerization. Gene Ontology annotation, molecular function: actin filament binding. The coding region runs from base 1 to 444 and encodes 147 amino acids. Gene Ontology annotation, cellular component: actin filament; cortical actin cytoskeleton; site of polarized growth. NCBI's taxonomy places the organism in Eukaryota, Fungi, Basidiomycota, Tremellomycetes, Tremellales, Cryptococcaceae. The transcript has 5 exons.